AUGUUUGCCUCUACAUGGACUGGCCAUGAACCGGUUCAGAUUACACUUCAAUCGCCACCGUCUAAACCAGUGGAAAGGUCAUGGCAGCUUAAUGAGACACUGCUUAACGACCUGGUAGUAAAGGAUCAGAAAGCCCAGGCACUUGCCUUGUAUUUCACAGAUAAUGAGUCAGCAGACUUAUCCCAAAUGACAGUAUGGGAGGUGCACAAGAGCGUUCUUAUGGGGUGCUUUGUCCAACUGGCUACACAAAAAAAGAAAGAGGCAGUGAGUCAAAUGUCAGAUUUUACUGAUCGCAUCUCGGACUUGGAGUCUUGUCAUAAAUGA
Messenger RNA from Pelobates cultripes (western spadefoot toad), 324 nucleotides. The record is from the annotation of a GenBank genome assembly. Lineage: Eukaryota; Metazoa; Chordata; Amphibia; Anura; Pelobatidae.